AUGGAUUCUGCAGAGAUAGAAAUCCCUUCGUAUUCCCUGUGCCCGAUAUCGAUGCAGCUCAUGAAAGACCCUGUCACGCUCUGCACGGGAGUCACCUACGACAGGCAGAGCAUUGAGAAGUGGAUGUUCACACUGGGGAACAAGACCUGCCCUAUCACAAGGCAACACAUUCACAACUCCGAGCUCACACCCAACCACACGCUGUGGCGGCUCAUCCAACAGUGGUGCGACCUCAAUUCUUCCAAGGGCGUCCAUCGGAUCUCCACGCCCCCGCCGCCACUUGACACCGAUCAACUUCAUAAGUUGCUCCGUGACAGCGAGUCAUCCCCGGCCUCGGCCUUUCAAGUGAAGGCGUUGAAGAAAUUCAGAUCUGUAGCGGGCGAGAGCGAGAGCAACAGACGGCUUAUGGCUUUUUCCGAUGCACCGGCUGUCUUGGUCUGUCUAAUUGAAAACCCUAGCGCCGAAACUGACGAGGCCGGUUGCUGCUAUGAAGUUACUGCAGCCUGUGAGGACGCGUUGGGGAUCCUUUAUUCUCUUCCCUUGCCUGAAGAGACCUUCGAUUCACUCGCCACCGCCAAUUGCCUGGCCUCCGUGGCAUCCAUUCUUAAGAGAGGCACCUCCAACGCCCGGUUUCAUGCCGCCGUGCUCUUACAGAAGGUGUCAAAAAAAGUCCUCGAGCGGUUUGUUAUGAAUGCCAACGAUGAUCUAAUUGAAGGACUUCUGGAAGUGUUGACGGAGGAGGUGUGCCACAAGGCAACUGUUGCCGCGCUCGAGGUUUUGACUGCAAUGAGCUCGACCAGCAGGCGCAGCAGAAUAAAAGCCAUCCAGGCUGGCGCAGUCUCCGCGUUGAUUGAAUCACUUCCUGAUCAGAGUGUUGAGAAAAAAAAAAUCUGCGAGAGGAUGUUAUGUCUUCUCGACGUGUUGUGUGGAUGUGCAGAAGGGCGGGCCGCCUUGGUCGACCACGCCAUGGGUGUCCCUUCGGUGUCUAAGAAAAUAAUGAGAAUUUCGGCCUUGGCAACAGAAAAGGCCGUUCGGAUCCUGUGGUCUAUUUGUAAAUUUUCUCCGUCUCAGCGAAUAUUGAACGAAAUGGUGCAGAUUGGUGCAGUUGCGAAGUUGUGCAUGCUAGUGCACAGCGAUUGCACGCCCAAGACGAAUAGAAAGGCAUAA
Messenger RNA from Cryptomeria japonica (Japanese cedar), 1167 nucleotides. Its product is annotated as E3 ubiquitin-protein ligase PUB23-like. Gene Ontology annotation, molecular function: ubiquitin protein ligase activity. Bases 1 to 1167 code for a protein of 388 amino acids. Gene Ontology annotation, biological process: protein ubiquitination. The transcript has a single exon. NCBI's taxonomy places the organism in Eukaryota, Viridiplantae, Streptophyta, Pinopsida, Cupressales, Cupressaceae. The record is from RefSeq and is a predicted model, not a curated record.